This is a messenger RNA of Papaver somniferum (opium poppy), 663 nucleotides long. RefSeq lists its product as uncharacterized. The coding region runs from base 1 to 663 and encodes 220 amino acids. Lineage: Eukaryota; Viridiplantae; Streptophyta; Magnoliopsida; Ranunculales; Papaveraceae. The record is from RefSeq and is a predicted model, not a curated record. The transcript has a single exon.
AUGAAUGAUUUCCGUAGCUUCAUCUCAGACAAUGGCCUGGUAGAAGCUGUUUCUCUAGGAAAAAAAUUUACCUGGUCAAAUGGUCAACAGGGAACUAGAAGAAUUGUUUCAAAACAUGACAGGGCUCUAGUGAACAAUGCCUGGCUUCAAAAAUUUGAAAAAUGGAGAUGUAAAUCCCUUCCCAGUAUUUGUUCAGACCACUCUCCCCUCCUUGGUUUCUCCUUCCAAAGUCUGAGGCCUGCAAGGGCUCCUUUUAGAUUCCAUACAAUUUGGAAAUCCCAUCCAACCUUCAUGUUAAUGGUGGAAGAGAGAUGGAAGGGUCAGCUAGUAGGAGCUCCUCCUUUCAUUUUUACUAACAAGUUAAAGAGAUUAAAAGAAACUAUGAAGGUAUGGAACAGAAAAGUGUUUGGAGACAUCCACUUUCGUCUCAAACAAGCUGAGCUCAAGCUAGAAGGGGAGAUGGACCUGCUCGACCUCGACCCAGCUGAUGAAAAUCAAUUCAUAAGAGUUGUUGAUGCUAAGAAGGUGGCAGAUGAUGUGCGAAGAAACCUGGCUAUUAUGGUGCGCCUUAAAUCAAGAGUGACAUGGCUGGAAGAAGGAGAUCAAAAUACAAAAUGGGAGCAUCCAAGCCUUAAACCUGGCUAUUAUGCAGUGCUGAAAUAG